Messenger RNA from Diospyros lotus (date-plum), 688 nucleotides. RefSeq lists its product as uncharacterized. Bases 2 to 454 code for a protein of 150 amino acids. Lineage: Eukaryota; Viridiplantae; Streptophyta; Magnoliopsida; Ericales; Ebenaceae. The transcript has 5 exons. The record is from RefSeq and is a predicted model, not a curated record.
GAUGUGUUUUGUAGAUGAUUCAGAAAUAUCUGAUAUUCCCACAGUGUCAAAUGUUCAACAAGAUCUUACACCAUGGCAAGAGAGACAUGCCAAACUUGUUCUCUCCAAUGUCAAGGAAAUCUCAAAAUUAAGGUACGAAUUAUGCCCACGUUCGAUGAAAGAAAGGAAAUUCUGGAGGAUAUACUUCAUUCUAGUUAGCAGUCAUGUGGCUCCGUUUGAAAAGCGAUUCAUGGAGGAGGCUAAGAUAAAACCUCACGAACAAGGGAGAGAGACCAAACUGAGCCGAACUUCAACAGCUCGUACGUCUUUUAAUACAGAUGUGGGAAUAAUGAGCGAAAGAAGUAACACCUCUUCAACCGCUGACCUCGAUGUAUUUCUUCUGGGAGAUCUGGGCGAAACAGAUGAUGAACUAGAUAAUGGAGAUGGAGACUUUGAUCACGAUGAUUUUUUAUGAGAUUUAUUUGGAAGGCGCAAAAGGAUAACAGAUGAAGAUGGGAUCGAUGGUUCAACAUAACAUAAGGUUUUCCAUAUUUGGAUCUUGAAGAUAUAAGCAUUCCCAACAAUAAUCUACCUAUCUACCCUUGUUAUUUUUCAUCUAUAUUCAUAUCCUUGUUGACUCCAUCUUAGUCUAAUUUCUCUCUCGCUCGCGAUUUAUCCGAAGAGAUGUCUUUAGUGUACGAGUCCCUCA